Molecule: messenger RNA, 324 nt
Organism: Symbiodinium necroappetens
Lineage: Eukaryota; Dinophyceae; Suessiales; Symbiodiniaceae
Source: the annotation of a GenBank genome assembly
AUGGCUGAAGAGGAAGAGGCCACUCGAAAAGCUGCUGAAGAAGAGGCAGCGAGAAAACUUGCUGAAGAGGCAGCCGCUGCAGAAGCAGCAAGAAUAGCUGAAGAGGAAGAGGCCACUCGAAAAGCUGCUGAAGAAGAGGCAGCGAGAAAACUUGCUGAAGAGGCGGCCGCUGCAGAAGCGGCGCGAAUGGCUGAAGAGGAAGAGGCUGCUCGAAAAGCUGCUGAAGAAGAGGCAGCGAGAAAACUUGCUGAAGAGGCUGCCGCUGCAGAAGCGGCGCGAAUGGCUGAAGAGGAAGAGGCUGCUCGAAAAGCUGCUGAAGAAGAG